AUGCAGGAAGUAAUAGAUCUGGCACCACUGUUUCUGGCAUUACCAACCCUAUUCGUGUCUCUUAAACUUACAAAUGCAGCCUCUGAGUUUGAGACCCCGUCACUCGCCUUUUAUACAGUCUCAUUCGUGCAGUCUGCGUUUUUGUCGUCUUUGUUUAUGCUCGUGGUAGCUAUACUGGCGAAGCUGGGAGAUGGCACUCCCUCUGUAAAAGAAACAAAAAAAUCAAUACAAUCGUCACUUGGGCGACAGCUGACGCUCUUUGGUGCCAUAAGCUUGAUUUUCCUCGCCGAUCAGCUACUAUGUCCAGCACGGUUCAUGAAUUUGGUCAUUUUUGCUUUGCUCCUGUCGGGCCCAAAGGAUAACCAUAUGUCUGCUAAACUGGAAGAGACCUAUGCAAUUGAUAACGAUGGGCUGCUUCAUAUGAUUGGGAAGCAUCAACUGUCUAUCAUAUAUGCUUUAUCAUUUUUAGUCGAUGUCAUCAUUGCAAGUAUCGAGAACCAGGAUUUCAUGUCGCUCGUGCUGAUGUAUGUCCUUCUUCUGAUCCCAAUAGCUGUUUUUUUGAUGCCAUCAACAGAUCAGCAGCAGUCGUCAAUUCUCGGCCACCUCCAAAUUCAGACCUCAGGAGUACUGCUGUUGCUUUGCACUAUCAUGAUGUUAUCAUACAAUUUUCAGAGCUACAACCUGAAAAUGAUAUUUGUCACUGCUGGUUCAUUGACAAUCUUCACAAUAAGUCAACUGGAAUUCAACCACUCCAACCCUAUAAAUCAAUUUUUCAAUAAGAGCUUGUUUCUGACAAAUUAUAAAAGAAACAUCAUUAUUUUGAAUGUUGUUAUGGCACUCAUACUCCAAACAACAACCGAUUCUCAUAACAAAUUGGAAGCACUCAAGAUGAAUAUGGUAAAUUUCGCUAUCAAUAUCCUAUUCAUGCUGAUAGUAAAUCCUGUCAAAAAGAGUGAGCGUCCAUCGCCUGGCGAAACUGUGUCUGAUAAGUCACAUCCUAACUCGACUUUUGUGUCAUUAGUCGUCCAACUCUUCAACUCGAAAGAGACAAGAUCCAUUUUUAACUUCUUGCUACUGAAUGUGUCUUUCAUGUUUAUACAACUGCUUUAUUCCUUCCGAUCCAAAUCUCUCAGUCUUUUGAGUGACUCUCUCCAUAUGAUGUUAGACUGCACGUCACUGUUCCUUGGCCUUUUGGCCUCAUUAGUUGCAAAAAACAACCAACAGCAUCCGACCAGGGAGUUUCCGUUUGGCUUGACAAGAAUUGAGACUCUUGCAGGCUUCACCAAUGGUUCGCUUCUUUUGGGUGUGGUAUUUGGAAUUCUUAAUGAGUCCUUUCAACGUCUAUUCCAUCCAGUGGACUUGCGCAAGACUGACGAGCUUUUGAUUGUCAGCAUUCUUGGACUGGUGGUAAAUUUGGUUGGAAUUUUCGCUUUCAACCAUGGCCACGAUGGGUCCCAUGGUCAUGCACACUCGCACAGCCAUUCUCAUGAACAUACCCAUCAACAUACUCACGAUCAUUCCGAACCUGAUGAACAGCCUCCGAAUCUGAGUGACAAUAUGCAUGGUAUUUUCCUUCAUAUUUUGGCAGAUACCCUAGGUUCUGUUGGUGUGAUUUUAUCAACACUGAUCGUCAAAAUGACCGGACUCCAGGUCAUUGAUCCAAUCGCAUCCAUAUUCAUCGCUUUGCUGAUUUUGGUGUCUUCCAUCCCGCUUCUUAAAUCGUCAUCCUCCAAUCUUCUUCUUGCCUCACAAGAUUCCUCAGUGAGCGAGCUCCAAUAUGUUUUAGGAGAGGUCCUAAAGGUUCCUGGCGUGAGGUCUUAUACAACCCCACGUUUUUGGCCUGUUAGUGAUGCCAAUUCAAAAUUGACGGGCUACAUUCACAUACAGUAUUACCGUACCGAGACGUCGCUUUCCCUGCGCAGCAAAAUCGACAAGCUUUUUAAAAGCUGCAAAUCCAUAUCAAAGGUCUACAUUCAGUACGAGAAUGAGAUCGAUGACUGCUGGUGUCGUAAAGAGGGGAUUUUCAGUGUUGGAUAA
Ogataea angusta is the source of this 2037-nucleotide messenger RNA. RefSeq lists its product as uncharacterized. Bases 1 to 2037 code for a protein of 678 amino acids. Gene Ontology annotation, molecular function: zinc ion transmembrane transporter activity. Gene Ontology annotation, biological process: intracellular zinc ion homeostasis; transmembrane transport; zinc ion transport. The record is from RefSeq and is a predicted model, not a curated record. Lineage: Eukaryota; Fungi; Ascomycota; Pichiomycetes; Pichiales; Pichiaceae. The transcript has a single exon. Gene Ontology annotation, cellular component: membrane; Golgi apparatus.